Messenger RNA from Nestor notabilis (Kea), 852 nucleotides. RefSeq names its product WD repeat domain 25 (gene WDR25). The transcript is spliced from 5 exons. NCBI's taxonomy places the organism in Eukaryota, Metazoa, Chordata, Aves, Psittaciformes, Psittacidae. The coding region runs from base 1 to 852 and encodes 283 amino acids. Gene Ontology annotation, molecular function: protein binding. The record is from RefSeq and is a predicted model, not a curated record.
AUGAUUCUUCAUAAGGUUUUCCUUAUCCUUCUUUUUAAGGUUUGGGAUGCUGUAGAUACAGGCUGCUGUUUGAAAACAUACUUCUGUCACUCCUGUGCUGUUCGAGCUGCCCGGUGGUCGUCUUGUGGAAGAAGGAUUCUCAGUGGGGGCUUUGAUUCCAUGCUGCAUUUAACAGACGUGGAAACAGGAAAGCAGAUACUUAGCAGCAAAAAUGAAUUCAGGAUCAGCACACUGAAGUUCCACCCUACAGAGUCAAAUAUUUUCAUUUGUGGAGGGUUCAGCCCUGAAGUUAAAUCUUGGGAUAUAAGGACUUCUAAGGUGUUAAAAGUGUACAAAGCUGCAGUACAGCAGACAUUGGACAUACUCUUUCUUCCUGAAGGAAAAGAAUUUCUUACAAGCACAGAUGCAGUAAGCCGGGACUCAGCUGAUCGUACCAUUAUUGCAUGGGACUUCCAAAGUGCUGCAAAAAUCUCCAAUCAGAUUUUCCAUGAGCGUUACACUUGCCCAAGUCUGACUCUGCACCCAAAAGAGUCUAUAUUUGUUGCUCAGACAAACGGGAACUACAUGGCUUUGUUUUCUGCGCAGCGACCUUACCGAAUCAACAAGAAGAAAAGAUAUGAAGGACACAAGGUGGAAGGUUUUGCCGUGGGCUGUGAAUUUUCUCCAGAUGGAACACUUUUGGUGACAGGAAGUUCAGAUGGCAAAGUGUUUUUCUAUAACUAUCAUACUGCUAGGAUUAUUCGCACUUUGUCUGCACAUAAAGAAGCUUGUGUGAGUGCAAUAUUUCACCCAGUCUUGCCAUCACUCCUUGCAACAUGUGAUUGGGCUGGAGAAGUCAAGAUCUGGCAAUAA